CGUGUCUUUAUUCAAUCCAGUUACCUCCCGUGGUGCUAUGACGUCACAAUUACGUGAUGUAACAAUGACGUGACGUCAUGACAAUCACUCCGACAUCUACUCGGUAAUGUCAACACGCUUGAUUUUUGCUCUGACUUUUUGCGACUUUUACUGUGAAUCAAGUGUUGAAAAUGACUUAUUGUGGCCGCGACUGGCUCCGAGGGGCAAGAACAGCUCCAGAUCUGAAGCAUCUGUUUACCAGUGAACUUCUGGAGGAGUUUGACUGUAUCCGUCUUUGGCUCCAUCUGCUCCGGACUGCCAUCCUCCACGAACAUGAGGUGACUGAGACCAAGAGAGGCAAGCGAAAUCUGUGGCUGUUACAGAGAGAGGUUGGCCGUGGCUGGACCCAGAUGUCUGAGCUUUUCGUCAGCAAUGAUCACCACCCCAGCGUGCGCAACUCACUCAUCGAUAUCCACAACGCCGUCACCACGGCCGCCGCUCACUACAGGCUUUCGCGACUUCUCCCACCACCCAUCUUCGUCCAAGGAGAACUGGUCCCCCCGGCUCUGCCCCCAAAAGCCGGGAAGCUCAGGCGUUUCUUCACCAGUGUCCGUACAAGACUGGCAACUGUUGUCUCCAAACACAAAGUGAAACCCACAAACGUUCCUGUUGUCAAAUGCCGUGUAAAAGACACUUCUGGACACAAGUCCGUCUUUGUUCGUGUUGUGCAAUGUGUCAGGAACAUCACAGGAAGCAAGAACCAGAUUCUCCCUGUGUGAAAGAAUACACAUGUAUUGUAAAACCUAUUUUGAUGUCCGUUUAUUGAAUGUGAUUUGUUUGAACUUGUACAUAUUAUCUGACGCUAUACAUCUUUGUAAAUCACGAAACUGUAAUUCAUUCACUCUAAAAGAAUAUACAAAUCCUGUUUUGCUUGUAAUGUGCUAUUUCUCAAAAGCAUUGCCAUUUCACCAUUCCUUUAACCUAUGUCUCUU
Messenger RNA from Haliotis rubra (blacklip abalone), 971 nucleotides. RefSeq lists its product as uncharacterized. The coding region runs from base 171 to 758 and encodes 195 amino acids. NCBI's taxonomy places the organism in Eukaryota, Metazoa, Mollusca, Gastropoda, Lepetellida, Haliotidae. The record is from RefSeq and is a predicted model, not a curated record. The transcript is spliced from 3 exons.